AGAGAAUCGAGCAAACGGAGCGCGGCGAUGCUGCUUGGUGCGCGCGUGCUGCGCGCGGUGCUGUGCGUGAUCAGCUGCGUGUGUGCGUGCGUGGAGGCCGCCUCGCGCCCCAAGCCUCACUCGCUGCCCAUCCAGUCUGAGAGAGAACCUCUGCCUUCUAAAGGCCUGUCAGGAUGCGCAUUUGGGGGUCGAUUCUAUUCCCUGGAGGACGCAUGGCAUCCAGAUCUGGGGGAGCCCUUUGGUGUAAUGCAUUGUGUCCAGUGCCACUGUGACCCUCAAAAGAGUCGGCGUGGGAAGGUAUUUGGGAAAGUCAACUGCAAGAACAUUAAACAGGACUGUCCGGACCCGGACUGUGAUGAUCCCAUUCUGCUGCCUGGACAUUGUUGCAAGACCUGUCCAAAAGGUGAGAAAGAGAAAAAACAGACCGGCCAAAUGCUGGACAGCUUUGAGUAUUUCCAUGAGAAAGCCAAAGGGAAAGAGGACGACUUGCACAAGUCUUACAAUGACAGAUCCUACCUGAGCUCAGAGGACAUGGGCCCGGAGGAGAGCCGCACUGACUUUGUAGCACUGUUGACAGGAGCGACGGAAUCAUGGCUGCCGAGUUCCAGUGCAGUUGCCAGAGCUCGUUUCUCUCUGACCAGGAGCAGCCUGGCCUUCUCCAUCACAUACCAAAAAAUGGCCCAGCCCAGUAAAAUCAUCUUCCUGGGUACAGAUGGUGCCACUGCUUUUGAGUACAAAGUCUCCAUGGGACAAUCAGACAUGAUUUGUGGUGUAUGGAAAAAUGUAGCCAAGCCUCUUCUGCGACAGCUGCACAAUGAGCAGUUGCGCAUCAGCAUGAGCACGUCAAGCGGCCGACAAGAGGAAGUGGAAGGGAAGAUCAUCAAACACAGGGCUCUGUUCGCCGAGACAUUUAGCUCCACACUGACGUCAGAGGUGGAGAACGCAGGCAUGGGCGGUAUUGCCAUGUUGACGCUAAGUGACACUGAGAACAACCUCCACUUCAUCCUCAUCCUUCAAGGCCUCAUCAAAAACAAAGACAAAGAACCCCUUUUGGUUCCCAUUCGAGUCCAACUUCUUUACAGGCAACACACCCUGAGAGAGAUCCAGGCCAACAUCACAUCUCAUGAUCCAGACUUUGCAGAGGUGCUGACAGACCUGAAUAGCCGCGAACUCUUCUGGCUGUCUCGCGGGCAGCUAGAGAUCGCCGUAGCAACACAGGGUCACAAUCCCCUGCAGAUCUCUGGAUUCAUUACGGGCAGAAAAUCAUGUGACACCAUCCAAAGUGUGCUGUCCAGCGGUGAUGCACUGACUCCUGGGAAGACUGGAGGCAUGGGCUCCGCUAUCUUUAACCUCCAUGAUAACGGCACACUGGAUUAUCAGUUUCAAGUUGCGGGUCUCACCGGUGACAUGGUCGGGCUCACUAUUGAGCUGAAGCCGCGGCGACGAAACAAGCGCUCAGUACUUUAUGACUUGACGCCGGAGUACAACAAGGCCACAGGCAGGGCAGUGGGCAGCUGGAGUCGCUUGGAGGCCCGGAACAUUCACAUGCUGCUGCAGAACGAACUCUUCAUCAAUGUGGCAACAGCUCAAAACCAGGAUGGGGAAUUGAGGGGCCAGAUCAAAGCACUGCCCUAUAGUGGCCUUGAGGCUCCAAGGCAUGAGUUGCCCAUCCCUCUUGCCGGCCACUUUGUGUCGCCCCCAAUUAGAACCGGCGCUUCUGGCCACGCCUGGGUGUCCGUGGACAAAUAUUGUCACCUUCAUUAUGAGAUCGUUGUGGCGGGCCUCAACAAGGCAGACGACCUUACAGUAAAUGCCCACCUGCACGGCCUCGCUGAAAUCGGGGAGCUGGAUGACAGCAGUGUCAAUCACAAGAGACUGCUGACUGGCUUCUACGGCUCGCAGGCUCAUGGAGUGUUGAAGGACAUCAGUGCUGAAUUACUGCAGCACUUGGACCGAGGAACAGCCUUUAUCCAGGUCAGCACCAAGCUCAAUCCAAGGGGAGAAAUUCGUGGACGGGUCCAUGUGCCCAACAACUGCGAGUUUGGGACUACAGGGGGCUUAGACGAGGCCGAGUUUGACGACCUUUUUGUCAAAGAUCCCGAGGCGCUGAAGAAAGACCCUCAUACCUGCUUCUUUGAGAACCAGUACCACGCUCACGCAUCCCGCUGGACUCCCAAUUAUGAUAAAUGUUUCUCCUGCAGCUGCCAGAAGCGAACUGUGAUCUGUGAUCCAAUAAUCUGCCCGGUGUUGACCUGUUCCCAAACUAUCCAGCCUGACGACAAAUGCUGCCCAGUCUGUGAUGAGAAGAAGGAAGCAAAGGACACAAAAGUUCCAGAAAAAGUGGAAGAAAAUCCUGAAGGUUGUUAUUUUGAGGGAGACCAGCAGAUGCACGCCCCAGGAACGACAUGGCAUCCUUUUGUACCUCCCUUUGGUUACAUUAAAUGUGCCGUUUGCACUUGCAAGGGUUCAACCGGUGAGGUACACUGUGAGAAGGUGACGUGUCCAGUGUUGACAUGCAGUCAUCCGGUGAGACGAAAUCCCUCGGACUGCUGUAAAGAGUGUCCUGAGGAAGAGGAGACCCCCGGGGACCUGGAACACGCUGACAUGAUGCAGGCAGAUGGGCCGAGACACUGCAAAUUCGGCAAGAACUAUUACCAGAACAGCGAUAACUGGCAUCCGUGGGUACCCCUGGUGGGAGAAAUGAAGUGCAUCAACUGCUGGUGUGAUCAUGGUGUGACGAAAUGUCAGCGUAAGCAAUGUCCAGUGCAGACCUGCUCCAGCAUCACUCGCAGAGAGGGCUCGUGCUGUCCUGACUGCAUCGAUUUGGGAGACGAAGUUGAUCUCAAGAUGAAGGCUGUAGACAAACCACCAAGCCGGAGACACUGACCUAAUACAGAACACUCAAAUAACCCUGAUGACGACCUUUUUAAGAGGACCCUUCACCCAAACCCAGGACUGCAUUCUGGGCCAAAUAAAUCCCACCCCUAGUCCCCACCCCGCCAUCUCCCACCCACCUUGUCGUCAGCUUCAAGAUUGUAAAGGACAAAGAGGAGCAGAGGUGGAAAAUUAGAAGAUGAAAACUUGAAUAAAUGAGAGCAUUUUCCUCGUGAUUAGUGACCUUGGAGAUGACCAAACAGCUACUACAAACCUGCAGACUUCUGCUUCCUUUCAUGAAAUUUUCCUGGAAAUAUUUGCUUGCUUUAAAAAGAAAACUUAUUCAGCAGCUUAACAAGGCAGCUUACGAAUGGAAGCUUUGCAUUUCAGUUGAAUCUCACUGACAGGUCUUCUAUUUUGGAGCAUAACCUUAGCUACUGUACUAUAGCUAUUUCAAAGUGCUCUCACUGGACACCGUAAAGACACAUGAAUGUGUGAAUCUGUGUGAGUCCAGAUGUGUAUGUUUGUGUGUGCAUGUGUUGUGUUUUAAAUUACAGCGAAACAGCUGUACAGAUGGACGUGACAUUAAACCCACUGGGUGACGAGGUGAAGUUCAACUUUUAAAAAAAAAAAAAAAGAAAAGGGAAAUGGACAACUUUUGUUUUUGUUUGUUUUAUGGGGGUUUCAGCCAGUUUCUAAAAGGAUUCAUGUCCACUUUGAGAUUAUUUCCACAAGUGAUCAAGUCCAUUUUUUCCCCUUUUUUUUUGAGACCACACAGAGAAUCUCCAAGAUGCUGAGCUGCUUCGUUUCUGUGCUAACCUUGAGCAUCUUGUUGAUCUCAGUUUUACUCUGCUUCACUUGUUUCUAUUUUGUCACGUGUCUAACUGUAUGACGUUUUUAAUACUGUUGCUUAAGAACAUGAAGCCGGUUUGUAUUUGUAUUUAUUGAAUG
This is a messenger RNA of Phycodurus eques (leafy seadragon), 3825 nucleotides long. RefSeq names its product chordin (gene chrd). Gene Ontology annotation, biological process: multicellular organism development. The record is from RefSeq and is a predicted model, not a curated record. NCBI's taxonomy places the organism in Eukaryota, Metazoa, Chordata, Actinopteri, Syngnathiformes, Syngnathidae. Gene Ontology annotation, molecular function: protein binding.